AUGAGAGCGACUCUAACCUCAUUACUAGUUUCAAUUACAUUUUUAGUCUCAUUGGUAGCAGCAGAGACGCAUACAUGGUACUUUAAGACUGGAUGGGUGAAUGCAAACCCUGAUGGUGUAUAUGAAAGACCAAUGAUUGGGUUUAACGAUACUUGGCCUUUACCCACCUUGAGAGUAAAGAAGGGUGACAGAGUUCAAUUAUACUUAAUUAACGGUUUUGAUAAUUUGAAUACUACGUUACAUUUUCAUGGGUUGUUCCAAAAUGGUACAAAUCAAAUGGAUGGUCCUGAAAUGGUCACACAAUGUCCUAUUCCACCAGGUGAGACUUAUUUAUACAAUUUCACUGUUGACCAAGUUGGAACGUACUGGUAUCAUAGCCAUACAGCAGGCCAAUAUGGUGAUGGUAUGAGAGGUGUUUUCGUCAUUGAUGAUGACGAUUUUCCUUACGAUUAUGACGAGGAUGUUGUUUUGACAGUGGGAGAUCAUUAUCAUAAAUACUCGAGUGACAUCAUCCCUUCAUUUUUAAGCAGAUUCAAUCCAACUGGUGCUGAACCUAUUCCACAAAACUUUUUGUUUAACGAAACCAGGAACCUUACAUGGAAAGUUGAGCCCGGCAAAACUUAUUUGGUUAGAAUUGUUAAUGUUGGUGGAUUUGUGUCACAGUACUUAUGGAUGGAGGAUCAUGAAUUUACUGUCGUUGAAGUCGAUGGGAUUUAUGUUGAGAAAAAUACAACCGAUAUGUUGUAUAUUACUACUGCCCAGAGAUACAGUGUUUUGAUUAACACCAAGAACUCGACAGACAAAAACUAUGCCUUCAUGCAACGUGUUGAUACUGAUAUGUUGGACGUCAUACCUUCUGAUUUGCAGUUGAACGGUACUAACUAUAUUGUGUACAAUGAAGAUGCCUCCUUACCUGAAGCAUAUGAUGUUGACUCGCUUGAUAACUAUUUAGACGAUUUCUACUUGAAGCCUUUGAGUAAAGAGAAGUUAUUAGACGAUGCUGAUUAUACUAUUACUGUCGAUGUGCAAAUGGACAAUUUAGGCAAUGGUGUCAAUUAUGCCUUCUUCAACAACAUUACUUACACAACACCUAAAGUUCCUACUUUGUUGACUGUGUUGAGUGCUGGUGAUGCUGCCACCAAUGAAUUGGUUUAUGGUACUAACACCAACAGUUUUGUGUUACAAGGGGGCGAUGUUGUUGAUAUUGUAUUGAACAAUUUGGAUACCGGUAAACAUCCAUUCCACUUGCAUGGUCAUGCAUUCCAAUUGAUAGAAAGACACAAAGAGAUUCCUGAAGGUGAGGACCCAGUUACUUAUAACGCUACCGAUCAUGCGGAUUGGCCAGAAUAUCCAAUGGUGAGGGACACUGUUUACGUUAGACCCCAAUCCUACAUUGUUAUGAGAUUUAAGGCUGAUAAUCCAGGUGUUUGGUUCUUCCACUGCCAUAUUGAAUGGCAUUUAGAACAAGGUUUAGCAUUCCAAUUAAUUGAAGAUCCUCAAGGUAUUCAGAAGAACGAAAAGAUCACUGACAACCAUAAACAGAUUUGUGAGAAGGUUGGUGUACCUUGGGAAGGUAAUGCUGCAGCUAAUAGUAAGGAUUAUUUGAAUUUGGUUGGCGAAAAUGUUCAAGUAAAGAGAUUGCCAACUGGCUUCACUGCUAAAGGUAUUGUUGCCUUGGUUUUCUCAUGUAUCUCAGCAUUUUUGGGAUUGGCAGCAAUUUCUUACUAUGGUAUGAAUGACAUUGAAAACAUGGAAAAAAGAGUUGCUAGAGACUUGGAUGUGUACUUUGAUGAUGAUGAUGAUGAUGAGGAGGAGGAAGAACAAAGCAUUACUGAGCAGGCUGCAACUGGUUCCUCUUCUAGCCCUUCAAACAAAUAA
Molecule: messenger RNA, 1878 nt
Organism: Candida albicans SC5314
Lineage: Eukaryota; Fungi; Ascomycota; Pichiomycetes; Serinales; Debaryomycetaceae
Gene: FET34
Product: ferroxidase
Exons: 1
Coding region: 1-1878 (625 amino acids)
Biological process (GO): reductive iron assimilation; cellular response to iron ion starvation
Cellular component (GO): high-affinity iron permease complex
Molecular function (GO): ferroxidase activity; copper ion binding
Source: RefSeq, a predicted model, not a curated record